UUCAUAAUACAUCUCUGAUUGUUUAGGGGAUCAGAAAACAUUUGACUCAAGUGUGGUACAGGCCGUCCGCCCCCGUCCAUCCCCUCUUAAAUUGUAAUGUGUUGACAGACUGAUUAGUAGUGUAGCCCAAGGUCUGGGUUAGGUUGAAAGAUAAUUUGGGUGAGAGUUAGCAAAGCCAGUGAAUGUGAUUACCAAAUAAGGAUUUUGGUGACAGACUGACCUCUAGCAAAGCUUAAUGUUUACAUUCUUGCCAUAUUUGUGUGCAGUUUUGCAUAUUUAAUCCUCUUCAUCAUGGAAGUUGAGCAAUGUAAAAGGAAGCUGUAAAGUGGGAAACCGAAUAGAUGGAUGACAAAUUGGUUCUGUCACCAGAAGCGUCACUGGAGAACAUAAGACAGAUACGCUCAGAAAUAGUUAAUAGAAGGCGUAAUUAUGAAACAUUCAAUGCUGUUAACAAUUCAAGUGAAAUGUCUUCAGCAAGCUCUGAAGGUGCUAGUGCUACACGGCACACCUCAUUUGCACACUUCAAGAGUCAACUUUUGGUUAUUUCUGAGACAGUGCUGGGCCAUGAAAACAAAUUGUUACAGAAAAAGGCCUUGGAGUUAAUUCCACUAACAGAGCUGGAGAUAAAAGCAGUAAAACAUAUGCGAUCCUUACAAAAAGCCAUUAAAAAUGGUGCAGAGGACAAUGGAGUAGAUGUGCAGGACAUACUUUUGUUAGAAUUGAUGGCAUGGUUUAAAGAAUCAUUUUUCUCAUGGGUUGAUUCACCAAAAUGUUGGUUUUGUCAAGGAGAAACAAAAUUUCGUGGCCACAGUAGUGAUCCUAAAUAUAAUGGAGACCGGGCAGAGGUAUAUAUGUGCACCUUGUGCCGGGAAGUAACACUCUUUGUUCGGUACAAUAAAACUGAAAAACUUCUAGAGACAAGGAAAGGACGUUGUUCAGAAUGGGCAAAUUGUUUUGCUCUGUUGUGCAAAUCACUUGGUUGGGAUGUUCGUGUUGUCUAUGAUGUGACAGACCAUCUUUGGGUGGAGGUGUUCUCUGUAAGUCAACAAAGGUGGAUACAUUGUGAUCCUUGUGAAAAUGCCUAUGAUAAACCUUUAAUGUAUGAAGUAGGUUGGAAGAAAAAUCUUUCAUACGUGAUUGCAUUUUCUUAUGAUGAUGUACAAGAUGUCACAUGGCGCUAUACUUGCAAUUUCAAUGCAGUAUUAAGGCGCAGAAAUGUGUGCUCUGAGCAGCAGCUCUUGGAUAUUAUGUUUGCUAUAAGAGAAAAAAGACAACGUGGUUUGUCAUUGGCAAGAAAAGAGUACCUCAAGAAGCGAAUGUUAAAAGAACUUGUGGAAUUUCUAACACCUCCAAAGCAGACUGAUGCAGCAUAUGAGGGGCGCACCUCAGGUUCCCUGCUCUGGAGACUUGCAAGGGGAGAGGUUACAGAAAAAGUUACAUAUGUUUGGACUCCAAAUGCUGCAGAAAUUUCAGCACAAAGAUUUCAGUUAAGUUACUCUUGUGAAAAGGACAAAUAUUUUCGAAGUACUAACACUGAGGAGGCCUGCAUUUCUGGAUGGCAGAAUGGUGUGUUUGAAUUUGAUUCAGUCUUUCGAAAAGAAGAAAAAGACUGGAAGAUGUUCUAUUUAUCAAGAACAGAGGGAAGCCCAAAAGGCACCAUUACAUGGAAAUUUGACUUUUCAUCCUCUGGCUUAGUUAUAGAAACAGUGAAUCUUGUGUUUGUGAGAAGUGUGUUUGAAAAUGGUGUUAUUAAGCUACUAAUGACAGGGGAUACAAACAACAUGGAAGUACCACCAAAUGAAACAGCAGUUUCCACAAAGAUUUUAUAUGGUUCCAAGUGUUUGACCCUGAGUGCUGAACUAAGUAGAGGGAGAGGUACAACAGCAUGGCAGCAUGCACAGCUUUUCCGUGAGCCAGUUGGCAGCACGAGUUAUCCAUUCAACAUUGUUAUCAAACUAAGGAAAAUGUAAAUAGCAAAACAGUGCUCAUUUAAAAAAAAAGACACUAUACUACCAUAUGUGAACUCAUUUUCUGUUAUUAUCUUGUGGAAAUUGAUUUUGUGACAUUGACUACAAGUGAUACAAACAUUAAUCGUAUUGGUGAAGUUUAUAGGGGGCCAUCCAUGUGAUCCCCCCUUGCAUGCUGUGUUUGGCAAGAGUUUGCAAUGUGUUGCAUUAAGGAGGGGGCCACAAAUAAGAGGUUAGUAUGAGUUACCAAUGGAAACUUCUCGUGCAGUUGAUGGUCUCUACACUGGGAAUUUGGAGUAGGUGGCACUUGGUGCACAGUUCCUCAUCACUUUUCUACAUUUUGCAGAAAUGAAGAGAAUGAUGUGCACAAGGUAAAAAUAUAAAUUACAAGUUUUAUGUGCAUCAUUAUUUUGAGCAUUUAGAUAAGUUGGAAAGUCAUGUUUUUAUUCUCCAUAUGUAAAAUUACGAUGUUAACAAACUGGUGAAACAUA
Messenger RNA from Schistocerca nitens (vagrant locust), 2458 nucleotides. It is a transcript of the gene Pngl, whose product is annotated as peptide-N(4)-(N-acetyl-beta-glucosaminyl)asparagine amidase. Gene Ontology annotation, molecular function: peptide-N4-(N-acetyl-beta-glucosaminyl)asparagine amidase activity. The record is from RefSeq and is a predicted model, not a curated record. Lineage: Eukaryota; Metazoa; Arthropoda; Insecta; Orthoptera; Acrididae. Gene Ontology annotation, cellular component: cytosol; cytoplasm; nucleus. Bases 342 to 1970 code for a protein of 542 amino acids. Gene Ontology annotation, biological process: protein deglycosylation; protein quality control for misfolded or incompletely synthesized proteins; glycoprotein catabolic process. The transcript is spliced from 8 exons.